Molecule: messenger RNA, 308 nt
Organism: Symbiodinium sp. CCMP2592
Lineage: Eukaryota; Dinophyceae; Suessiales; Symbiodiniaceae
Source: the annotation of a GenBank genome assembly
AUGCUCGAUGUUGCGUCGAUCGUCAAUGGCACGCGGAGUCGGUGGAAUUUGGCAGCGCACACGCUGGUGAACUUGGGACGUGGUGAUGACUUUCAGGCAUAUUUCGACAGCUUCAACAUUCUUAACACGCAGAAGUGGCACGAGUGCAAGUACCAGCGCCUCCUGGAAAACGAACUUGCGCAGGCUUCUGACUCCGACACCGACUCCAGCGAGGAGGAGCUAGUACCCGACAAACUCGUGGCGGAAAUCGGGAGCCUUCGCAAAGGAGAGCUUCUCAAGGCUCAGAGUGCUGACCAGACGCUGUCCAC